Messenger RNA from Belonocnema kinseyi, 564 nucleotides. RefSeq names its product huntingtin-interacting protein K. Lineage: Eukaryota; Metazoa; Arthropoda; Insecta; Hymenoptera; Cynipidae. The transcript has 3 exons. The coding region runs from base 93 to 455 and encodes 120 amino acids. Gene Ontology annotation, biological process: protein stabilization; negative regulation of apoptotic process. The record is from RefSeq and is a predicted model, not a curated record.
UGUAUGCGUCCUGUUGGUGUACAAUAUCAUGCUGAUUUACAAAAUUUGACAAAUAUUUAUUAAUUAAUUAAUUAAAUUCAAUAAUUAAAGAAAUGGCCGACGAAGAUGUGAAUGGUGAUUCUGACGAAGUUCAGCAAGAAAAAUCGCAAAAGAAAAUUGCUAAAUAUGAUAGCGGGGCUGCAGAUUUGGAAAGAGUUACAGACUAUGCAGAGGAGAAAGAAAUUUCAUCUUCCGAAGGAUUUUCCUGCGCGUUGAGUAUAAUUGGAGAUAGACGAAACAAAGAAGCUGCGGAGAAAAAGGCUAAAGAAAAAGAGUUAUCGAAAAUCGCGAUAAAGAAAGAAGAUGUCGACCUCAUUAUGAAAGAGAUGGAACUAACUAAUCGAAAUCUAGUUGAGCAAACUCUUAGGGAACACAGAGGCGAUGUCGUGGAGGCACUCAUGACUCUAACCAAUUGAUCGCAUUUUUUGUACGCGAGAUUGUUUCUCGCAAUUCGUUACAUAAAUUAAUUUAUGUUUACUUGUACAAUUAUAAUUACAAAUAUUAUUAAAAAUAUUUAAUGAAUUA